Messenger RNA from Ornithodoros turicata, 819 nucleotides. RefSeq lists its product as uncharacterized. Bases 1 to 819 code for a protein of 272 amino acids. The record is from RefSeq and is a predicted model, not a curated record. The transcript has 5 exons. NCBI's taxonomy places the organism in Eukaryota, Metazoa, Arthropoda, Arachnida, Ixodida, Argasidae.
AUGAAUGCACCUUCGAAGCAGACGCUGCCUGCCGUUGUGGAGUGCGACAGUCCUGGCUGUCAGUGGCUGCAGCAAUACUUGCGAAGCAUACCCAGAAAAGUCGAACCUUGUCAAGAUUUCUACUCUCACGCGUGCGAUGGCGUCGACGUGGAUCUGAUGACACGAGGAGUUGUCAAGUUCAUGCAGGCGACCGGAGAUGUCAUCCUUAGGAGUGCUGCACACUACGAAGAAGGACUGCAUGCGUCGGUCUUUAAUAAUUGCAUGCAAGCCAGGGACAUAAUGCCACGUGAUCUGUGGCGGAUUAAAGAUGACGAGCCUUGUACGCUGGCAUCCAAAGUCCCCUGGUACGCAGCUCCGUUCCUGAAAGAGGGCGGCAACGUCUCUGAUGACCUCCUGUGGAUGUUGAUCCACUCUCUGAGUCCCGGGUUGCGGGAUGCCCUCAAUCGACCUCCCACAGAUCUCCCACGGCAGCUCCAUAUGGCUGGAACCGGAUGGAUGUACAGUGCGGCUCGCCGAGUUAAACACGUUGCACAGUGCCACGUGGGAGCAUCGGGCGAGGCUCAGUCUGGGGAGUUCUCCUACAGUGCCUUGUGGAUUCUAUUCUAUUUCACACCAUUUCUGGGUGAGGAGGUCUGCCUCCGCAUCCUGGAGGACAACUUCCGGACGGCAACUGAGAAGGCUGCCUCCGCGGUCCUUACGGAUAUGUUUGAUGAUCCCAGAGGUACCGUUGGCCACGUCGUGUGGGAGGUUAAGCAGGCAUCUAGAAACAUGAUGGCUACAUUGCUGGGACAGUCAGUUGUGCGCAGAGUAGACGGAUAA